ACCGCAUCGCUGUCCCUGUGUGACGCACAUGCGCGUGUUGCACGUCUGGAAGCCAGUCCUGCCCUUUGAGUCUGGUUCCCAGAAAAUGGAGCCCACAUCCGUGUAAACUGCAAAGAGCGACACUUCACUCUUCCUGUCGUGACUCAGAACAACAGCUCCUGCAAUCUGAAGCAGAGACUCAAUUUCGGUGUGCCUGCCGUAGCUGCAACCAGCUUCCCUGUGGGAUCACAGUGGCCGUGGAAGGCAGGGGGACACCAGGUCUCAUCCCCAGGAUGGCUGUGUAUCAGAAGCAGGAGGGGAGCUGGACUGUGAAGCAGGAGCCAGGAAGCCAGACCUGGGGACAGAGCUGCGGUCCCCAGAAGAACUCUCCGCCGGUCUGUGAAAUCUUCCGGCUGCACUUCAGGCAGCUAUGCUACCACGAGAUGUCUGGGCCCAAGGAGGCGCUGAGCCGGCUCCGGGAGCUCUGCCACUGGUGGCUGAUGCCAGAGGUCCACACCAAGGAGCAGAUCCUGGAGCUGCUGGUCCUGGAGCAGUUCCUGAGCAUCCUGCCCAGGGAGCUCCAGACGUGGGUGCAGCUCCGCCACCCCGAAACGGGCGAGGAGGCUGUGGCUGUGGUGGAGGAUUUCCACAGACACCUUAGUGGGUCAGGGGAGGUGUUACCUCCAGCACAAGAACAGGAUCUGCAUUUAAAGAAGACAGAAUCUCUGAGUGCAGGAGAACAGUCUUCUGCCUCAGCCUCCAGUCACGGCUCAGCCCCUGAAGCCUACUUGGACCCUCCGUACGACUCAAGAGCAUACCGCCUCCCUCGUGGACACUUUGGUCCUGCUUUUCCUGAGGUGGAGAACACCAGAGCCCGGGUUACUGUGGGGAACUCCACAGCAGCCGCUGUGUUUGGGAUGGUCAGACCCCAGGAGAGUACAGCGGAUAAGGACUGUAUGCGGAGAAAGUGUACAAGCCCGGCACUCAGGCAGAAUGCCCUGAACCAGAGCACGAUGGAGAAAAAUGAGCACAGUGUGGCCUUACUGGCAACAGGUAAGAACAGGAUGGAAAGUUCUGAGUGCACGUCCAAGCGUCGUGUUUCUAAACGGUCAGAUUCACCUGGCACAUCCUCAGGGGGACUCGUUGCAGCAGCCUUGGUAGAACCAGAGUCUGGAGCUAUCUGUGAAGAUCCUUUGGUGCAGGUGGAAGGGCGUGAACGAGAAAGCGAUUUCUUGGGAAAGAAAGAUAAGAAAAAUUCCACAGAAGACAGAAACGAAGAAUGUAGAGAUGUGGGGGAGCAUGUAGAUCCUCCCUCCAGUUCUGCUGAGAUUCCGAGAGAGGCAAAGAGACAAAAGCUCUGUCAGUGUGAUGAAAGUGACAAAGUUUUCAGCCAGAGUUCACACCUCUUUGGAUACCAGAGAAUCCGCAAUGGAGAGAAACCCCAUGAAUGUAGUGAGUGCGGGAAGAAUUAUCAUCACAGUUCCCAUCUUAGGCAGCACCAGAGACCUCACCAUGGCGAGAGGCCUUAUAAAUGCAAUGGAUGUGCAGAAGCUUUCCCUCAGAGUUCCCCGCUCGUUGACCACCAGAGAACCCACACCGAGGAGAAACGUUAUGAGUGCAAUGAGUGUGGCGAGGCCUUCAUUCAGAGUAGAAGUCUUACCCAACAUCAGGUCCUUCACACUGGGAAGAAGCACCAUGAGUGUGACGAGUGUGGGAAAUCCUUCUGUGCUAGCAGGAAUCUUAUUGACCACCAGAGAACCCACACUGGGGAGAAGCCUUAUGGAUGUAUUGAGUGUGGCAAGGCCUUCAGUCGGAGUAAAUGUCUUACUCGACACCAGAGUCUCCACACUGGGGAGAAAUCAUACGCAUGUAGGGAAUGUGGGAAAGCCUUCAGUCUGAGCUCUCAGCUCAUUGACCACGAGCGAACUCAUACUGGAGAAAAACCUUUUGAAUGUAGUGAGUGUGGCAAGAAAUUCAGUUUAAGUAAAUGCCUGAUUCGGCACCAAAGACUUCACACUGGAGAAAAGCCCUAUAAAUGCAGCGAGUGUGGGAAAUCCUUCAGUCAAAACUCUCACCUCAUUAUCCACCAGAGGGUUCACACCGGCGAGAAACCUUAUGAGUGUAGCGAGUGUGGGAAGGUCUUCAGUUACAGCUCCAGCCUUAUGGUUCAUCAAAGAACCCAUACUGGCGAGAAGCCCUAUAAAUGCAAAGAUUGCACGAAGGCCUUUAGUGACAGCUCACAGCUUAUUGUGCACCAGCGGGUUCACACUGGCGAGAAGCCUUACGAAUGCACCGAAUGUGGGAAAGCCUUCAGUCAGCGCUCCACUUUUAAUCACCAUCAGCGAACUCACAGCGUGGAGAAGCCCUCAGGGCUGCUUCAGACCCCAUCCAAAGGCAUGGCUACCUAAGAUAGCCUACACAUUUGUCUUUUUAAAUUACUCCAAUAUAUAGAUAGCUGAACCAUCUCUCCAGCCUUCACAUUUGCUUUUCUAAAUUAGUCCAAUAUCUAGAUACCAUCCUAUCAUUUAAGUUCCCACCUAGAUUUUUUCCCUCUGACUUGUUAAUUUACUUAUGUUUGUGUGUGAUUGUAUGCGUAAGUGCAGUGCUUUUCGAGGACAGAAGAGGGCAUCGAUCCCUUAGAACUGGUGACUGUGAAGUGACUGACUUGGGUGCUGGGAAUUGAACUUGGGUCCUCUGCAAGAACAGUCUGUAUUCUUAAUCACUGAGCCAUCUCUCCAGCCCCUGGACUUUUUUUUUUCUUACAUGCUUUCCCUCUUAAACUUCUGUCGAUCUGAUCUCAACAUGCUUUGAGUUAGUUGGUGCUAUAUAGUAUAACUGUUAAAUUUCCUUGUAUUUAUAUACUUUCAUACUAACAUGUAGGCUCUAUAUUUUUCAUGUAUAGUUAAUUAUACUAAUUGCUAAAUAAAUGAUUUUAAAAUCUC
This is a messenger RNA of Mesocricetus auratus (golden hamster), 2921 nucleotides long. Its product is annotated as zinc finger protein with KRAB and SCAN domains 7. The coding region runs from base 273 to 2387 and encodes 704 amino acids. Gene Ontology annotation, biological process: regulation of transcription by RNA polymerase II. NCBI's taxonomy places the organism in Eukaryota, Metazoa, Chordata, Mammalia, Rodentia, Cricetidae. The transcript is spliced from 6 exons. Gene Ontology annotation, molecular function: DNA-binding transcription factor activity, RNA polymerase II-specific; RNA polymerase II cis-regulatory region sequence-specific DNA binding. The record is from RefSeq and is a predicted model, not a curated record.